This is a messenger RNA of Sycon ciliatum, 4302 nucleotides long. RefSeq names its product regulatory-associated protein of mTOR-like. Gene Ontology annotation, cellular component: cytoplasm; TORC1 complex. The record is from RefSeq and is a predicted model, not a curated record. Gene Ontology annotation, biological process: cellular response to starvation; regulation of autophagy; positive regulation of cell growth. NCBI's taxonomy places the organism in Eukaryota, Metazoa, Porifera, Calcarea, Leucosolenida, Sycettidae. Gene Ontology annotation, molecular function: protein-macromolecule adaptor activity; protein binding.
GAGCUAUGCCUGGUGUUCCGUACCCUGGUGAGUACGUUUGAGACGCAGUUUGUGGCCGUCAUGCUGGAGGAUGCUCAUCGUCAAGCGCAGCUGUCUCUGCUCGCACAGCCACCGCCACAGCAGCACGCCUCGACUCCUGUCUCCGCAUCACCUAGCAGCUUGGCCGCGGCCAAGGACUCACGCAAGAUUGGUCGCUCCAGUAGUGCAGGUGCUACAGCCAAUACUAGUAUCGCCGGUCCUCACCUACGUCCAGAACAAAUCCGGACGUCCUCGGAGAGCAGUAGCAGCGUAGACAGCACCACUCGCACUAGCCAGCGCACUAGCGAGUGGGUCAUCCUCUCCAAGAGCGCUGAGGAAGAGUUAGCGGCUGCCGAUAGUGAUGCGCCGGAGAAAUUUCAAUUGUCAUCUCUGCAGCGACUAAGCGAUGUUGGCGGGGCGAAUGCACCACACCUGUCACCGAGGCCACAUUCCAUGCAACAGUCGUCGCUCGGCGUCACGCCAGCAGCGGCGGCCGCCUAUGGCAGCAGCAGCGGGGGCAGCGCAAGCAGCCCGCACUCGCACUUCAGUCCACGGAGCUCCGCGGCAAGCGCCACUGCUCUGCCUGGCUCUGCGGCCGACACGGCGAGGCUUUCUCCGAACUUUGCCUCGCCGCCGCCAGGCUCGUCGAUCCUCAACUCCAGUAACCUGUCCGGUUCCGGCCAAUCAUCCAAUUAUCCAAACCCUGGCUAUACGUCGUCCUCGUUGAGUGGUAGUACUCCUACUCUUGCUAGUAGUGCUGCUGUUGGGUCUCCGCUUGUGCAUUCCAAGACUGGUACCAGUCCUUUCAGCAAUAUGUGGAAGGCAUUGAAUCUGCUAGCCACUGACCCGCACCUUCAAGUGGAGAUGAUGGCAGACAGGAUCAUCAAGAGGCUCAAGCUGACUGCCAACCAGACAAGAAGCAACUCCAUGUCCCUGCCAUCGUCACCGCGUCCUCACCGACCUCGAACCCAGCGUGUUGCCAGUGGCAGCGGACCAAACAUUGACUUUUUGAAAGGGCAAGCAGCGGAGAGCCCUGUGAAGCGUGGUGCCCUGCCACGCCUCAUGUCAAUGCCAGGCGGUAUGCCUAUGGAGCAGGCUCUGGCAAUGGAGGGUGGACGUUCGUCACCGCAGAUUGACGAAAGAGCAUCCACGCUACCACGGGCGUUCUCCACACAGAACGUGGGCGGACUGCAAGCACGAAUGGUGGAGGAUUACUACGGGGAUCUACCCUCUGAUAUUGUCGAGACUGUGAGCCAGUUUGAUACGAAGUUUGUAGACUGGAUGUCUUCCUCAUUCAUUCUCCAGUCAGAGGAGUGGGAGAAAAAGAGCGAUGCUGAUGGCAAGCAGUUUCUGGAGCGACACUGGAGAUUCAAGCGCAACACUGAACAGCGAGCUGAGAGCAGAGCCACGCUGAAGGAUGCGACUUCCACCAAGUAUCGCCUGGAGGAUCAGGUGUUUGUGAACCGCAACCCGGAGGCACCCCAGUGUUUGCUCUUUCACCCGUACCAGAACGAGCUGCUAGUGGCCGACAAGACGAAUAUCACUGUGUGGGACUGGGAGAUGGGAGUUCAGCUGAACACCAUCCACAAUCACCCAGCCAACAGCAAGGCUAGAAUUACUACACUGGACCUUGUCAAUCCGCACGACGUCUCACUGCUCAUGGCGGGUACAGACGAUGGCUGUGUACGUGUGUGGCGUGACUACAACAUCGAGGGACGUGGCUCUCAAGUUGCAGCAUGGCGAGCGCUGACUGAUCUUGCACCCGUUCCACGCGCAGCCACUGGCCUGGCAACCCAGCAGCCUGUUCCGAGUCUGGUACUAGACUGGGAGCAGGAGAGUGGGGUGCUGUUUGCGUCGGGCAAUGCACGAAUCAUACGCGUCUGGGACACACAGAGAGAGCAGAUCAUACAGGAUAUUCCAACUGGUGCUGACACGUGUGUGACAAGCUUAACCAGUGACGUGGCUGGACGGUCGUUGCUUAUCGCCGGAUGUGGUGACGGUACCAUUCGGCUGUACGAUAGGAGACUGCCACCGACUGAUUGUUUGGUGCGACUACUACGUGAGCACACAGCGUACGUAGUCAAAGUGCACCUACAGCAAGGCGCCAGUCAAGGAAAGAUCAUUUCAUCCAGUGUGGCUGGUGAUGUGCGCUACUGGGACCCGCGGUUUGAGAAGUCUACGGAACAGGUUAAGACCGGUAUACGUAUCUCCUGCAUGGACGUGCAUCGUACUGCUCCUCUCCUGGCCGUUGGAUCACGUGAUCAAGUUGCCAAGACCUACCACAUCGACUCGCAGGAGAGUCUUGGCACCAUCAAGUGGCACGAUGGAUUCAUGGGGCAGAGAAUCGCAGCCGUUAGCGCCUUGAGCUUCCAUCCCUAUAAGCUGUGUAUGGCGGCAGGUUUCACCGACUCUCUCAUAUCCAUCUAUACCGACGACAAGAAGAAGCUAUGAGAGAGACAGGCAGCACAAUAAUGGUGGUGGUGGUGACGAGGAUGGUGGUAAUGACGGAGGCUUGUGAAGACUUGGCGGGAAGCUUCGUGGCGAUCUCUAUUCAUGUCCACUGUACGCCUGCGUAAGAUGACUUGCACUAACAGUCUGCGGUGCUGCUGCUCGUACACAGUUGUACCCGCGAGCAAACCGUUCCGUGUGUUUGUGCAUGUGUGUACAAACCGUUCCGUGUGUAUUGAUUUUGGUUGUCAGCCGAUGUGCCGAUUCCUGUGUCCGCCUGAUACAGUGGAUACUGCGAGCCACUGUGCCAAUACCUGUGUCCACCUCAUGAUGUGGAUGUUGUCAUGCGACAAGCUGAUCCCUGGUAGCAUUCAGGUGUGGCUACUGGUGGCAUUCCAUCUGGUCCUCCAGCGAAAUGUGCAGCCACCGUGAAGUCUGUGGCCACCCCGAAGCCUGCGGCUAGUCUGAAAUCUGCGGCUGGACUGAAACCUGGAGCUGUGUGUUCGCAUCUGUGGUUGUAAAUAUGACGCAUGUACGAGCAGCCGGUGCAGGCGCAGGCUGGAGCGGCGCGUGGUUAAAGCGUCGGUAUGUCUUGAUGUUGUGCGUGUACUUCCACGAUGAGGCCUGCUGCAUUGUGACCCCACCAUGGCACCUGCCGGUGAGACCUCAGUGUCCUGCGUAUGCAUGAAUCCGGCACUCUGUAUCGUAUACAGUGUGGACGGGUGUGCUGGGUGGAAGGGCAUGUUGGUGACCCGCUCUCAUCUCGAGUAUGCAUGUUUCGGUAAUACCAUUGUGUCGGCUUGUCAGGGAAAUGGAAAUGUGCAUGCACUUCCACAUGCAGAUAUAACAUGUAUAAAUGUCUCUCUCGCUUCUCCUCCUCGCUCAGGCCAAGGACUCUAUCCCCUCUGUCUGUCUGUCUAUCCCCUCUGUCUGUCUGUCUGUCUGUCUGUCUGUCUGUCUGUGUCUCUCUGUCUCUCUGUGUCUGUCUGUCUCCAUCUGUCUCUCUCUCUCUCUCUCUCUCUGUCUCUCUGUCUCUCUCUGUGUCUCUCUGUCUCUGUCUGUCUCUCUCUGUGUCUCUCUCUCCCUGAUAUGGCUUGCAAUGACAAUUUCAUUACCCCAUCACCGUGCUUCACUCGGAUUUCUUUUAACCAAUUAUCCCCAUAUCCCAGGCAUUGAUUCAGACUUCCAAUAUACUAAUGAUGCGUCUCUUGCAUCCGAAUAAACGAUGGCAAUGUACUCACUCACACUCUCAUUGUGAAAUCUAGAUUACCCCUGACCUGGCCAGGGUAAGGGCCACUGGAGGAGGCGCAGGCCUUUGCUGUUUGCGUCUAUGCCCAUUUGUUUCUAAUCAUUCGCUCCCCUGGGUACUACACAAGAUGGCCAUCCUGCCAAUUCUCAAUUAUUCUUUCCUGUUAGGCACUGGGUGUGUUCAAUACGUUGGCUUUGUGUGGCUGUCCUGUCGUUUGGUAAGGUCCUAGCCAUAAUGGUAAUCUGUGCGCUACUGGUUAAUCUGUGCCGUACUGGCUGGGCUGUGCGCUACUAUUUAGGCUUCAUGCUGCAGGCUGUGCCAAGGAGUUAUUCUCGCCUGUUGUUGUGUCUUCCUUUAUUGCCAGCCUAAAACUGUUGUCUCUUUGUUAAGAUUUUAAUUUUUUUACCGAGGCUGUGCAAUUCUGCCGCGCACUUGAUUUCUUAUCUCAUUCCCGGAUCCCAUUUUGGUUCUAGUCUGCUUUCUUAUGGCCGCGAUGCUCCCUGUCUUAGAGAACUUGGUAAUUUACUACAGUUGUCCCCGGUAUGAUCCGGCAUCAUUUGUGCUAAGGUUAAAGGAAAUCCUGCUGG